CUGAGUGUUUGCAUUCAUAAAAACGACCACGCAAUAGAGUUGAAGAUGAAAGCAAACGCUUAGGAUUAGGAAAAGUGAAGGACGAUGAAUACUAGCAAUAGUUCGUGACUCGGCCGCAUCAAACGAGUUGGUGUACAAAAAUGACAAUGAUCUUGCGCCAGACCCAGAGAUUGGGGCGCAGCUUCGCGGACGAAGAGCACAGCGGCGGCGGCAACCAGCAACAAGCGGAGCACCAACAGAAUGAAAAGCAACGACUCCAGAAACAUUCUCAUUCACGGAUAGCUUUUGCCUCGUCGACCUGUUCGCUGCAGCAGUAUCGCCGAGCAAGAAGACCACGAGGAAAAAUGCGGCGGCAGCUGACCGUAGUUUCCACCGCGCUGCUGCAGCUCCUUCUCCUCGUUUGUGACUACAGACUUUUUAACAUCUUGAACAGUUCUGAGGACCACUACGUGAAGACUCUCUACUCCGUCAGGCACGGGAUGCUGCUCAACGAAAUUCUUACGACCACCCAGAAUAACAUCAGCGUCGUGUCUUUAUUCACGCGAAACGAAGAAACGAACACAGUGUCUACUUCAAGGGCAUCAACUAUCGCAGUGAACGCAAUCACCUUGUCCUCCUCGACCAGCGCUAACCCAGCAGCUGUUGACAGCGCCACUGUAGUGAACACGGACGACAACAUCAGGAACGCGAUAGGUCUCGAUGAGCCGCCGGCUGGAGUAGCAGAUGAAGUAACACUACCAGUACCAGAGCAAAAAUCUAGCGAAAUCGGUGUUGUUCGAGAUGGUGUUUAUAAUCUCGGCGAUGAACAACAACAAGAGAGAAACCAAAACCAAAUAUUACCACGAGCUGCAGAAGACGAGUCCACAGCUUCCCUCUCAUCAACUGGGAGCCGCGAUCUCGCUGACAAAGACCCCGAAAACGACCUCCGAACCAGUACGAAAACCCUCCGCUUGGAUUUGGUGGAGAAGAACAACCUUCUGGAUCUCGGGGGAAACAUCAAAAGCGAAAACUGGUUUGACGAACGGGACAAGAAGCUAGAAAAGAAAAAUCAAGAAGAACUGAAGCGGAGAACGAGAAAAAGGGGGAAAAACGAUCUCUGGGACGUGAAGUUUUCGGAGGUGGAGAAGAAAGUUUUAGCGGGAGCGUUUGCAGACGCGGAGGCGGAGGAGCGAAUGGGAAAUGAAAAUGCUAAUACAGCAGGUGGAAGAAAGACAAAUUCAAAUACCGCAUCAACCAGCAGAAGUGAAAACUCUUUGUCUCUGUCCACUUCGGAGUCCGCACUGUCCCAGCCGAACGUUGCUACGCAGAAUGCAGUCGCGCAUACCAACGAAAUGUACACGCACGAGCUCAGAGGGUAUUGACAUGCUUUGUGGUUGGAUGGAUUUUUUAUUCUUUCUUUACUGCAGUCGCAGCGCCAGUAUUCCGCAUAGAUUCAGAUGGCGAACAAGAACGAGAAAAAACAAAUUGUUUUGAAACCGUACAACGCGUAACAGAAAUAAAAAGAUCAUCUACAACCUCACAGCUACACCAUCAAGAGAACGGGGACGGGGUCAGGCCUCGAUAACGCGGCCAUGGUGCGGGCCUAUCCGAAUGAAGUUUUUGAAUGGUUGGGUUGUUGUAAAGGUAGACGACAAAGAUCGCGCUCGGCGUCAUAAUCAUAAAACUAAAAGGUUACGGUUCAGUUUGUAUGUAUCCUAUCUAUCCAGUGGAGCACUCAACUAGCACGCGCAUGUUGAAAUAAAUGAGCAAGCGCAUGAUGCUCUUCAACAUGUUGAUCAUUCAAUCCGGCGCAAGAUGAACACUCAACAAACUUUUUUUCCUUGCAUCCAUCCCAGCUUUACUACUCGCAAACUUUCGGUUGCCAAGGGCAGCAAGAGUUUGCCAUCGAAAAAGGCACGUUUGACGGCGUGAGCGACCUGUGCGGCUGCCAGUGCCCGGCUGGCGUCACGGGUACGGUGUGUCCCUGCGGCACGGUGCGGGACUGCGCUUGGUUGUGCGAGAACAGCGAAAACUGCAACGCGUUCAUCACUCUGGGGAGUGCGGACCAGAGCCCAGCCAAGCAUGCCAACACGACGAAGCUCCGGAGCACGGGGGGAUCGAACACCACGACCUAUCCGAUUCCGGAGGACAUCAACGUGGGCGGCUGCGUGCUGCUGCGGUACGAAGACCACACGGAUGAAUUCGAUUUUCAGCAGAUGCUCCAGGUGCACCAGCUGGGCGGGUACCCGAAAAUCUGCGACCCCUACGACAAGCCCGGGGAGUGGGCGUGCUUGUUCAGUAGAAAUGUUUUCUUUUGAUGCUUUUGUACCUGAACUUGAUGCGUCACAAUAGACGAGCUGAAAUGAUGAAUCUUCACGAGUGCAGCUGCUUUCCUCGGGCUGCAUAAGCAGAACGAACCAAGCUUCGUGUGUUGAAGGUGAUUUCAUCCACUACGCAAAAAUAUUACCACACCAAAAACAAACAGAGCUGUAUUCCGUCGAGACCUACCACGACGCGCUCUACAACCAAAGGUGCGGUAAGCACGGCAGCGCGCCCAUCGUCACCCCCGGUCAGUGCGAUAUCGCGGGCCUGCGUAUGAAGCUGUUUACGGGGAAAAAUGACGUCACGAACCUGGCCGACGACAUUCACCUGAACAUGACGAUGGUCUACGCGGAGGACUACCUGGAAUUUUGCUCCGUUUUGGGCGAUAAGGACGCGCCCCCGGAAGAGAGCCACAUGAUUUUUAACCCGCACUUCAAGUGGCCGGGCUCGAAUGUCUUCUCCACGAAUUUCGGAUCCCGGCUGGUCUGCUACGACAACGACUACCAAAUCGAAUUUCUCGUGGUGCUAUGCAAUACAAAUUUUCUGCACAUGUACAAAAUGCAUCGCAAUGAAUUUCACCAACUUAGAAGAAGAAAUGUGUCACGCUGGUGCUAA
Molecule: messenger RNA, 2916 nt
Organism: Amoebophrya sp. A120
Lineage: Eukaryota; Dinophyceae; Syndiniales; Amoebophryaceae
Source: the annotation of a GenBank genome assembly